AAAAAGUCAACUCUCAAUCAUAUACUGCAGUCUGAUGCAACUCGUCAUCCUCGUGCUGGGCACCGCAGACCACCAAUAUCAGCCAUACCUAUGGCACCGAGACUUCCGCCUACAAGAGACCCGCAGCAACCCACUUUCCUUCGCUUCUCUCCUCGCAUAAACAUAGUACGCCCUGGUCGGAAGGAUCGAUCUUAUGAUCCCUUGGAUUUCCAAGCUACAUUGCCCUUGCCUCCCAAUCGCCUUCAUGGAGGAAGCGCUCCAUUAACUCCAUUGCCCAGUGGCAGGGCCUUUUUCAAUCCCAUUCGGUCGUCGUCAUACAAGGGGAAGGAAAAGGCACGUGAACCGAAACGGAAAACUGCACAAGUUGUCAAUGUUCCACUCGGACAAGCUACCUACGCCGAUGUUGUCGGCGUAGACGACGGAAUACGACCAUUUGUUCUCUUCUUUUGCCUCAGCUGGUUCCAGAAAAAGGAGAAGAGGCCGGAACCACGGCCAGUCUAUGAUGACGAGCUUGAGGACGACGAAGAGGAAGAAAAUGUUCUUGAUCCAGUCCCCGUGCCUCCUAGGGUCCAGCACGAAGAAAUUGAAUUGAAACCGGUAGCUAGUCAGUCACAGCCAGAGGCAGGACCAUCUCGCCUUGCAGUAGCUGAUGAACACUCAGAGGCGCAGUCUUCCUAAAUAUUUCAUCCGUUGUGCAUUUUAUCUGUUGAAUCUCGCACUGUACCUCCAGCUUCACGACUUGUUUUGGAAAAAUAAAUAGUCGCAUCCUCACUUAAAUGCAUUGACGGCGGGUGAUAUAAUUUAGAUAUUUGAAAAAGGAAG
Molecule: messenger RNA, 822 nt
Organism: Suillus subalutaceus
Lineage: Eukaryota; Fungi; Basidiomycota; Agaricomycetes; Boletales; Suillaceae
Exons: 5
Coding region: 91-678 (195 amino acids)
Source: RefSeq, a predicted model, not a curated record